UACAUGUACUUUUGAAGUUAAAAUAUUUUUGCCACAAUCCCUUUUGACAUCAUUAUUUCUCUCCGGAUUCCAUUCGAAUUUUUGUCCUUCGUCUCAGUUGGAAAAACGUGUUACCAGACCUGAUAUUACAGUUGCCUCCCCCAAGCUACAGUAGUAUCAGUAUCGAGGAUGCCACAAGGAGGGAGUCAGACAGAUUCGAUUGCUUCUUCUGAAUCCAGUGUUUUCCCACCAUCCGCAACAGUGGAAGCAAUCGAAUGCGAUGAUGACGAUAUAGAAUCAGGCAAUAGUGAUCCAAUUCCAACGAUCGAUCUUUCAUCGUGUGCCGAAGCCUGCGAUGUGGUGUCAGAUGCUGAUUCAGUACAUGUAGAUAACGAAGAUGAGGAAGGUCAUGCUACCGCUGUUACCGUGGACACUACUGCUGUCAUCUCCAUGGAUGGGAGAAUGCCUGCGGAGAGUGAAGAUGAGAAACGAGCGGGAUUUAUCAGCGCUACAAUCAUCAUAGCAUCGAUUGACACAGAACUCGGCUUGUCCUUUCGGUCGUUGCCAGAGGAGAAUGGAUUCUACAUUUCACAAAUCAAGAAAACGGGUUUGGUCUUCAAAUCUGGAGCUCCUUUUCAAGUAGGAGACAAGGUCAUCAGUAUCAACAAUAAGAGUUGUGGUGCACAGAUGGAUCACAAAUAUGCUGCCAAAAUGCUGCGAGAAUCCUCUGGUUUUGUCACCAUUGUGGCACAGAAUAAUAAUACCAAAAAGGGAGAUUCUUGCAAAGUGGAAUCCAUGAUCACAAAGCCAUAUCCGAAUGCCCGGGCGGGUAUUGGAUUCUCCUCCUCGGAUAACCCUUCCAAAAUAUACGUCUGCAGUGUCUUUUUCGACGGCUUGUUUGCAAACUCCUUGCUGGCCGUUGGUGAUCAGGUACUGUCCAUCAAUGGGAUUCCCUGUCGGGACCUGGAUCCCACUGCCGCUGCUGAUAUUAUCAAGUCUUCUCCAAAAUACGUGACAAUCAGUGCCCGAAAAUUUCAAGGGAAUGGGGUCGUGGUGGCGUCUAGUAGUAACAGUGAUACUGCCAAACGAAUACGGUUCUGUGGCAGUCGCACGACGAGGCGUCUUUGUCGGUGGCUGUGUUCAGUGGUAUUCUUGGCAGCUUUUGUCACGCUCAUCCUUUUUGUGAAGGCAAAUUGAACCAAAGUUUCAACUCCAUGGUUUACUUUAUAGUUCAAUCAGGCAUCGGGCGAAUGAGGAGUUCGGUUAGUUGCUGGAACGUUUUUUUUUUGCCUCAUGAACACUUGCGUGUUGACGGAAGAGCACACCUCAACAAACGUCGGGAUAUUGCGGGGCAGUCCUGGAAUAUCCUGCUGGCCGAGACAGAUCUACGAUUUUGUAUCUUUCCUGGAGUGCAUCGAAUCGAAUCCGGGUUGUCGUCGUUGUCAGGCAAGCCACGGCUAAUUGCAUUUCUGGCAGCUACCUGGUACCAACCGAACAACUGAUCUACCAUUGGAACCCGAAAGAACGCGAGAGUGCUUCGCCUCACGAAUGAUAUGUAGCAACAAGCAAGUUUAUUGUCGCUAGCUAGAGUAUACCCAAAAGAGCAAUCCAUCCAAUUCACAUGAUGGAGCAAGCCGAAGAUGAACCCCCAAGGGCUCCCGAAAGAAUCGAUUGGGAAAGACUCAUUCCAGAACCUCCUCCCUUCCAUCGUUGCAACAAAUCUUCUGCAGACGAAGGCUCCACCGCAUUCCAUUCCAGAGCAGCUUCUUGGCCCAUAAUUGGGUGGCCAGUGGCGUGUGGAAUGACAACCAGAGACGGUAUUUGGGUAACAUCGAGGAACCUGAGAACCGUAUUGGCAUUGUUGUUGGUGUCACUAAAGUACGUGAAACCUGUUCCUUGCAAGAAAACAUCCAUAUCUGCUUUUUCUGUUUCAGUUUGAGCCUCUGAGUCGCCACCGAAGAGCGCCAAGCAGUGAACUGUGUCCGAGUGAUCAUUACAGAAAUUUGCUACAGUUCGUCGCAACUUUAGAGAGUGUGGUUGGGUGGCAUGAAAGAAGAAUAGCAGCGUGAUUUCCGUCUUUGCAAUCUGAUCUUCCAGUGCAGCAGUCUCGGCACUCUUAGCUUCAGCAGAAGAUGCCUCGAUGUCCUUAUUCUUCGCUUGUCGUCGUGAUCCUUUUCUCAGCAGCAGUUUCGUGGUAGUCAGCAACUCCAAAUCAAAAGGAUGCAGUUUAUACUCUUGUUCCUUUUUGAACAAAGAUAGCACUCCUCGAUACACAGAGCGAGGAGGAGAAGACUCUUCAUUGGUGUCGUUUGGUGUCGUCAUUGUGGCCAUGAAAAUUGUUUGGAAUCAUUUACUAGAUCUAAUACUUUUCCUCGGAUGAUCCAUCGAUCGCGGAGUGGAAGUUUUUUAAAAUAAAUUGAUGGCCACCAAGAUCCAAGAUAUCACAAUAAUAAUGCUACGAUGUACGAUAGUUGGGAUAAGGGUGUGGUGACCUAGCUACCGUAGCUAGCCAGCAAAGAUAUAGUCUAGUUACGAGAG
Messenger RNA from Seminavis robusta, 2517 nucleotides. The record is from the annotation of a GenBank genome assembly. Lineage: Eukaryota; Bacillariophyta; Bacillariophyceae; Naviculales; Naviculaceae.